Lachancea mirantina is the source of this 2361-nucleotide messenger RNA. NCBI's taxonomy places the organism in Eukaryota, Fungi, Ascomycota, Saccharomycetes, Saccharomycetales, Saccharomycetaceae. The record is from the annotation of a GenBank genome assembly.
AUGAUUUCAAACGAGGCUAUCUUCAUAGGUGCCAACAAACAGGUGCAAGUUAGUGACUACCAGGCUGAGCGGCAAUUAGUUGCGUUUGGUGCUGGCAAAACCAUUGCAUUAUGGAACCCAUUAGAUUCAGAAUAUCGAGGUGUCUUUGGCACUCUCAAGGGCCAUAACGCAGAAGUGACAUGUGUUAGGUUUGUUACCAACUCAGAUCUUAUGAUAUCUGCGUCAGAGGACUCCGUAGUGAGGUUAUGGCGAUUCACUGACGCCCAAAAGGCCCAAUGCAUUCAAGUCAUCGAACAUCACAAACAUUCUAUUACAUGCGUGACAGUGGAUGAAAACGUUUUUGCAGUGGGUUGUGCGGACGGCUCUGUUUCUUUAUGGGCCAUUUGCAAUGGUAAAGCAAAUUUAGAGCAAGAGUUGCGCUGUCCGAAGGGCAUCUUUCCACUGUGUUUGGCGUUGAAAGCAGUAGGAAAAAAGAAUUUUAUAAUGGCCCUUGGUGGAACUGCUGCCAACGUUUUUGUUUACUCUUUUGACGUAGAAGGAGGUUUAAAGACAUCGUUCCAACUUGCAGCUGAACUGGAAGGUCAUGAAGACUGGAUCAAAGCACUUGAUUUUUAUGAAGAGACGUCCGGUAACUUCAUUUUGGCCAGUGGCUCACAAGACAGGUACAUUCGACUUUGGCGUAUAAAAUGCAACAAUUUGAUAGGCGUUCCUGUCUAUGAAGACUCAAAGCUAAAGCUUCUAAGCAACAAGCUGUAUAAAUUCAGCAUUUCCCCAGGUUACGAGGUGGCAAUUAAUUUUGAAGCUCUGAUCAUCGGACAUGAUGAUUGGGUCUCCAGUGUGCGGUGGCAUCCAACUAAACUUCAGCUUUUGGCUUCGACUGCGGACACAGCACUGAUGAUAUGGGAGCCUGAUGAGCUAUCAGGAGUGUGGGUAUGCGCAACUCGUCUUGGAGAGUUAUCUUCGAAGGGAGCUUCGACCGCUACAGGAUCUGCAGGUGGGUUUUGGUCCUGUCUGUGGUUCAAUGCUAAUGGCAGAGAUAUUAUUUUGACCAACGGAAAAACAGGCUCUUGGAGAAAAUGGAUAUCUAACGAUGCCUUGGGCUGGGAUCAGGAUGUGGGCAUUUCUGGUGCCAGUCGGGAGGUAACCGACGUUGCGUGGUCUCCCAACGGGAGGUAUCUUUUGUCGACGUCGCUUGAUCAAACUACAAGGUUGUUUGCCCAAUGGGUACUGUCAAACGGGCGAACAAGAUCGGGCUCGUCGUGGCACGAGUUUUCAAGAUGCCAGAUACACGGCUAUGACCUUAGAUGUAUUGAACCUAUUACGACCACUAGAUUUGUAAGUGGUAGCGAUGAGAAGGUCAUGCGAUCUUUUGAUGAACCAAAAUCAGUAGCUCACAUGCUGGAAAGGCUUUGUGGAAUACCACUGGAUAACGUUACCGGGAUGCCAGAGUCUGCUUCUCUACCAGUACUUGGCUUAUCAAGUAAAGCUGUUGUCGCCGGCGAGGAUGAGGAAGGAUUAGACCCUGAUGAAAGAGAAACCAACGAGACGAAAAACAUUUCUUACUCUGCAGUGUCAAGCUUAGACAGUCCACCCUUCGAAGAUCAGCUUGGGCGCCAUACGCUCUGGCCCGAGAUGGAAAAGCUUUAUGGGCAUGGCUAUGAGAUUUCAUGUAUCGACGUGAGUCCAGACAGGAGCCUUAUUGCUUCCGCAUGUAAGUCAAACACUCUUCAGCAUGCGGCCAUCCGCAUUUUCAGCACUGAGUCAUGGUCAGAAGUUUGCCAGCCUCUUGCUUUCCAUAACCUGACCAUAACUCGGCUGUGUUUUGCCCCAGAUAAUGACCAUAUCUUGAGUGUAAGCCGUGAUAGACAGUGGGCCAUUUGGAAAAGAGGGCCUGAUAAUCACUUCAACCUCAUUAACACAAACGAGAAAGCCCAUACGAGAAUCAUCUGGGAUGGCGACUGGGCACCAGCUGCUUACGGACGGCUUUUCAUUACUGCAUCGAGAGACAAAACUCUAAAAGCCUGGAAGUUGUCGUUAGAGAAUGAAAAUUACGAGCUCGAGAACACCGUCAAGAUACCAGAACCAGUCACUGCUGUCGCUGUCCAUCAUGCACUUUUGGCUGGAAGGCUUCUUGUCGCUGUCGGUACCGAAUCCGGAGCUAUACUAUUAUACUUAUACGACGGAGAGUUUAAAAAUGUGCUGAAGAUGGACUCCGUCAUGUCUCCUGCGGAGAGGAUUACGAGAAUCAGAUGGAACAAUUCGUGCCAUGCCAAGGAUUACGUCUUAGGUGUAUCCAGUGAAGACCAUUCGUGUCGCAUAUAUCGCGUACCAGAAGAUGGCAUAAAAAGGGAGAUGGUAUGA